This is a messenger RNA of Micropterus dolomieu (smallmouth bass), 640 nucleotides long. RefSeq names its product urotensin-related peptide 1 (gene urp1). NCBI's taxonomy places the organism in Eukaryota, Metazoa, Chordata, Actinopteri, Centrarchiformes, Centrarchidae. Gene Ontology annotation, cellular component: extracellular region. Gene Ontology annotation, biological process: blood vessel diameter maintenance; regulation of blood pressure. The coding region runs from base 15 to 503 and encodes 162 amino acids. Gene Ontology annotation, molecular function: hormone activity. The record is from RefSeq and is a predicted model, not a curated record. The transcript has 5 exons.
UCCGAUUGUGAUGGAUGGCCUCUGAGGAUAUAAAAGUGAAGUUCCUUGCCGAGCAGAGGUAUAGUCCAGAACUGGCUAAAGAUAAAGGCACCAUGAUUUCUGUAGCUCUGUUUUACCUUGCCGCUGUGAUUUGUUCUGCAAGGCGGACACAUGCUCUACCUCUGUACCCUGAAACCGACCUGGAGCCACAGGCAGAUUUCAUUCAGAAAUUAGUGUCAGAGGUGGAAGGUGGAGCCAACGCUGCUGAGGGGGAGCAGAGAGAGGUCAAUAAUUUGUAUCCUCUACUGAUGCAGCACAAUGGCGGCAGAGACUCUUGGAAUAAAGGGACUAAAGAUUCAGCACAACAAGAUAAGUUUGCAAACAUGGUUGAGGACCUCAAAGAAGCCGUCUUGAAGCUUGCAGCGGCUGACAAGCUUCGCUCUCAGGGUUUUCUCAGAUCAGAGCAGAAUUUGCCAAAAACAAACAAAAGGGCAUGUUUCUGGAAAUACUGUGUCACCAACUAGAACCCUGCGGCGGCAGGACGUUUGGUUUGAUCUCAUUUCGCAGCCUGGCUUGAAACGUCUUCACUCUUCAACGGCAUUUCCCCCCCCAAACAGUAUAUUCAUCAUCCAAAAUGGAACAACAGAAAAUCUAUUUUUGA